This is a messenger RNA of Anopheles stephensi (Asian malaria mosquito), 1569 nucleotides long. RefSeq lists its product as uncharacterized. NCBI's taxonomy places the organism in Eukaryota, Metazoa, Arthropoda, Insecta, Diptera, Culicidae. The record is from RefSeq and is a predicted model, not a curated record. The transcript has 2 exons. Bases 160 to 507 code for a protein of 115 amino acids.
GAAGUGUAGGCCACCUCGAUACGAUGGCUCGAUCUUAGUAACCUUGGAGUAUUUAAAUCAGUGUAAAAUCUAUUCACGGAAUAAACACGCUUUGGCUCCAAAAUUGUGCGUUUGGGUGUGCGUUUUGGUUUUGCAGAAUUUUAGUGUUUGAAUCAUAAAAUGAACUGUUCCUGUGCUGCCGACCGAUGUCCCCAUCUGCAGUAUCUACGCACGUUGCUCGAGAAUAGCCACAAGGAACAGAUCCCGUACGCUAGCCGGCAAACUUCGACGUCCGAAAAUGCCACACUGUGGCAGCGCUGGAAACCGUGCGUUAUGCAGACGAUCAAACUGUCCGGAUGUGUGAUCGAGACGGUGAUGCUGCUGUGGGUGACCAUCACGCGCCUUUGCCUUCGGAUGUGGCUACAGCUGCUGGAUGCAAAUCGUUCCGCUCUGGUGUUGUUCCUGUUCUUCUCCGUUUCGUUGAUCUACUCGAUACUGAGUGGCAUGCACGCGCCAGUGUCAAGGUAAGGGAAGGAACCUCGAAAACGUCACCCGUGAGCAAGAAUGCCCCGGGCCCCGAAAAAUCCGAAGAAGAACCCCAACCGAAGAUGACCUCCAACCGCCUGGUGCGGAAGUGAAGGUUCCGAAGAAUAAGUCGUUUGAAUUUAAAUGGCCACAGAGAUUGGAGCCACUUAAUUGGUGCACGGUACGCUUCACAAUAGCCGUGGUUUUGAUGAAACAAUGCGUGCGUGCGUGAUCAUCUCCUGGCGAUCUUGCUCAUUUUCAUCACGGUAACUCCCGAAACUCAAUCGAAAUAUGGCAAACAUAUUGCUCCAACCUCGGUUUGGUCGAUUUUCCACAUCGAUUGGCACAGAAACGCUUUGCGGUACGGUACCGAGAUACGGUUCCCAUGAAAAAUCAGCUUUAUCCAUGCUCUGUCGCUCAAUUAAACAGAAAUCAAUGGAAUAGAAACAAAUCCCGCACAAAAUUAACCGCGGGAGUAGUUGGAAUUGGAAGCAGCAAUAGCAAACGAAGAUGAACUCUUUCGCUAAAGACUGGCGUCAGGGACGUGUUAAUUAAUAUUUUCCGGGCCCGCGUCUUGGCCAUCGUUCUCCCGCCCCUUAAACAAACGCGGGUGGUCAGUAAUAAGCGGAACCACUAAUUUCAAGUCACCCACUACCAGGGUGGUGUUCUUGACCAGAAUCUUCCGGGCAUGCUGAAGCGGUUGGAUUCGUUUGAAGGUUGGCGAAGGUUUGCCUUUCGCCCGGUCGGAAGAGAAUUGCAGUGGAUUAAGCUGGCCGUUGUUAUCGAUAUUGAAGGGGAAUUUCACUAUCGGUAUGGAGUUCCCAAUAGUCGAUUUUAACUAUCGAGUGUCAUAAUUCUUGGAAUCAGAAGUAACAUAAUCAGCGGAGGAGUUUGUGUUGUUUAUUGGUAUGGAUUUUGAAGAAUUAUCUCGAGCGAGUCCGGCUAGACGAAUAUGUUUUAAUCCUACCACAGAGACUCUGAACUAGCUCUGAGUAUCUUAUUACUCUGAGCCCUAGAGUGGCCGAUAAUAAUGAUAACGAGUGUGGACUUCCCUCAAAACAGCAA